AUGGACUCAGUAACUUACUUACUAAAACGUUCGGGCAAUGAAGCCAUCAGGGUCAACCCCCCCCACGAUGUCGACUUGCACAUCACCAAGAGAGGGUCCGACUGGCUGUGGGCCGCGUUCGCCUGUUUCGGGUUUUUGAUGGUCAUCUACAUCUUCUUGUUCUUCCUGGCCGAGAUCAGAAAGUCCAAGAAGUUGACCAAGUACGCCCUGGCGGCCCCUCUGCUAAUCUCCAUGUUCGAGUUCUUCGGUUACUUCAUCUACGCUUCUAACCUGGGUUGGACUCCAAUCAGAGCCGAGUUCCACCACGUCACCGUCGACCGUUCCAUCACAGGCGAGUCGCCAGCCGUCAGACAGGUCUUCUACUCCAAGUACGUCGUCUGGGUGCUAUCAUGGCCAGUGUUGCUGUUCCUGCUUGAGUUGACCAGCAGCACUACCACCAGCUCCAUUCAGGACGACUUCUCCACUUUCGACAUGAUCCACUCCCUUAUCGUUCAAAUCGUCGGUACCAUCUUCUGGGUCGUCUCCCUGUUGAUCGGUGGUCUAAUCAGGUCCUCGUACAAAUGGGGGCCAUGGACCUUCGGCUGUGUCUCCAUGCUUGUCGUCCAGGGGCUGCAGUGCAAGAGAUUCUUCUUUGACUUCAAGUUGAGAGGGUUCACCGCAAUCAUGGUCCUAUUGUCCAUGAUGGUCACCUGGUUGUACUUCAUCGCCUGGGGUGUCUCCGAAGGUGGUAACAAGAUCCAGCCAGACUCCGAGGCAGUCUUCUACGGUGUCAUCGACCUGUGCAUGUUCGGUAUCCUGCCAGCAUACUUGUUGUUCGUCACCAACCAGUACGGUGAGUUGCCUUCCUUCGGUGUCAAGUACCCACACUUGGGCCACCACGACGAGGAAAACCAAAACGAGGGCAAGGACUCCGAGCCAAACUCAAUCAGAGCCUCCGGUGAAACCGCCGUCCCAGACAACAGCUCCUCCUAA
Huiozyma naganishii CBS 8797 is the source of this 972-nucleotide messenger RNA. It is a transcript of the gene HSP30, whose product is annotated as Hsp30p. Bases 1 to 972 code for a protein of 323 amino acids. Gene Ontology annotation, cellular component: plasma membrane; endoplasmic reticulum. Lineage: Eukaryota; Fungi; Ascomycota; Saccharomycetes; Saccharomycetales; Saccharomycetaceae. The record is from RefSeq and is a predicted model, not a curated record. The transcript has a single exon.